Molecule: messenger RNA, 2392 nt
Organism: Pecten maximus
Lineage: Eukaryota; Metazoa; Mollusca; Bivalvia; Pectinida; Pectinidae
Product: TLC domain-containing protein 2-like
Exons: 5
Coding region: 152-913 (253 amino acids)
Biological process (GO): phospholipid homeostasis; regulation of membrane lipid distribution; plasma membrane organization
Cellular component (GO): plasma membrane
Source: RefSeq, a predicted model, not a curated record
AAUGAAACUGCUAGCAAUAGGCCAGCCUGGUCGUCUUUACGUCAGCUCAUCGUCUUGUUUUGGAGUUUCAUCUUGUGAAGAUAUGUCUCUGACUCGUAGAUAAAGUAUUGGAAAGAAUUCUGCUUUUUUAUAAGUGAUUUAUCAAUUCAUAAUGGAAACUAGAGCUGUGGAAGAAGUCUGGCCAACUGAAUUAGAUGGAGCUCCUUAUGGCCUGGGUGUUGUCGCCGUUUCGGCUGUGAUUUUUUACGUUUUAUCACUGUGCUCAAAGCUCUUGACCCCCUCUGGACUUGGAAAGAAAACCACAUGGAAAUGGAAAAACAUAACAAUUUCGUUUAUUCAUUCUGUUUUAAGUGGAACAUGGGCUUGUGUGUGCUUUUAUGUGAAGCCGGAAAUGGCAGAGGAUUUAAUUUCCACCUACGACACAUUCGCUCAUACGCUAAUAGCUGUUUCUGUAGGUUAUUUUAUUUACGACAUGUGGGACAUGCUUGUUAAUCAAAGAAGCCGACAAUCAUACGAGUUGAUAGGACAUCAUGUUGUGAUCCUUGUUUGUUUUACCAUAGCCAUAGUAGCAAGGAUAUAUGUGGGAUAUGCUGUGGUUGCUCUUCUAAUUGAAAUCAACAGUGUUUUUCUCCAUCUUAGACAAUUGAUGCUGAUUUGUGGCAUCUCAAAACACAACAGUUGUUAUAGAUUUAAUAGUGUUGUCAAUUUAGGUACAUUUAUUGUGUGCCGGAUCUCCGUGAUGGCUUGGAUGAGCCGUUGGAUGUUAAUAAACAAGGACCGCAUCCCCUUGGUGUUCUACUCCCUUGGCAGUAUGGGACUCGCUGUAAUGACAAUCAUGAAUAUUAUUCUUUUUUACCGCCUCUUACAAAGUGACUUUCUUCAUAAAAAGGACAAGUGCAAACAAGAGGAAUAAACUACAGCAACACGAUAAAGUAUUGAACUGUGUACUGUAUUGAUGAUAUGUAGUAAUUAUAAUUUAAAAUUGAUACUGUAUACUGUUAACUUAGUAUUUACUUGUUACGAUCCGUUUCUACCUGUGAUUUUUUGUUAUAGUAACUGACAAUGAGGCUUAUAAUAACCAGUGCUUUUAACUUGAUGCCUGAGCAUUAUAAGUUCUUCUUGUGUUACCAGGUGAAUAUAAUUAGGGUUGAUAGGUAGACAGAUUUUUUAUGUUGCUAUUUCAUCUAAUCUAUACUUCAAAAGUGACUUUAUAAAACUGUUGAGUCAUUUCAGUCAAACGUGACAUAAACUUAAUUAGCAGCUCAUUAACGCUAUAAUGCCUAGUUUUCUGGUAAGGUGUUUAGAAGUAUAUAGCUAUAAUGUACAGUAUGUAAUUGUUUAGAAUACAGUACUUACCAUAUCCGAUCUUAAUAAGUGUUCCAGUUUUAUAACACAAAGAAGGGCGAGUUGAUACUUAUUUCAGGGAAAGAUAUACAAUAUCUGUCGGUGUUGCUUUUCUGGAACAUCACCAUCUGACUGCGUUGACGUACAUUGUAUCGGUGAAUUUAGCAACAUAUUUAUGGACUUAGUCGAACGCGUCCUUUUUCUCAGAAAUAAAGAAAGGGUUGUUUGUAUAGUUCAGUUUUGUAUACAGUUAUAUGUCAUAUGUAUUGAGUACUACUUCUACAGUAACUAACUCUAUAGUUGACAAUUCGCUGCAGUAGGUACUAUUUUACUUCAACAUAAAUAAAUAUAUGUCUAAUGAAAAGUUAAACAGGGAGUCCCAUAGUUCAUGAAAUAUUAAGUGCUAAUGAUUGGUUUCUGAUAAUAUUUCGGUGAACUACUUUAACCUUGUUUAUUCUGAAUGCAAACCAAUCUGCCUUUAUAUUCAAAUCAGAGUCCAUUUAUAUGUGUCGUUUUCUUGAAUGUUUUGGGUCACAUUUUUUGUUUCAUUUAUAUAUGUCCCAGUGGUCUUUCUGUGUCUAACUCCGUCUCCCCUCUUCCUCUAUGCUUUAUCCUGCCUUCUUCCUUUCCCUCUCGUCUUCGUCUAUUACGUACCCUGUCUCCUUCCUCUUUCUCUAUGACUUAUCCUGUCUCCUUCCUCUUUGACUUAUCCUGUCUCCUCCCGCCCCCUCUCUUCGUCUACGACUUAUUUUGUCCCCCUUCCUCCUCCUCUCUUCGUCUUCGACUAACCUGUCUCCUCCCGCCCCCUCUCUUCGUCUACGACUUAAUUUGUCUCCUCCUUCCCCCUCUCUUCGUCUACGACGUAUUUUGUCUCCUUCCUCCUCCUCUCUUUGUCUACGACUUAUUUUGUCUCCUUCCUCUUCUUAUCUUUGCUCAUGACGUAUUACGUCUCCUUUCUCUGCCUCUCUGUCUCUAUGACCUAUUAUGUUUGCUUCCUCUGUGGCUUAUUCAGUCUCCCUUUUCUCCCUUUCCUUGUCUUUUUCUUAUU